UCAAUAAUUCAAUUAUUUUACGUUUCCUUGGUCUUUAUCUCAUUAAGGUUCUACUGUAUAAUGUCUUCUAGCUUCACAUUCAUACGUUACAUUUCCCAGAUCGACAUUCACCCUGUGAGAAUUAUGAACAAAUCAACCACCAAAACUUCUAAUCUUGGAGGGAAGAGUAUUGUUCAUAACCUACGCAAGUUGUUUCCGAAGGAACAUAAUAAGAACUUGAAAAACGUACAUCAGGAAACCUCAAUUAGAAUACCGAGUCGUCUGGUGACCAAACAUGAGGAGGCACCACCUGAUAUUGAUGAUAUAAUAGAAGAUAUGGUACAAUCCGAGCUGCUACAAGUCGUAGCAGAAGUUCAUGAUAUUCCAAAGAAGUACAGAACACCAGCGCAAUUGUCACUCAAAAAUGAUAAUUCCAUUCACGAAAAUCCCGGUUCUGUACCGAUCUCCUCAGUUACUCCCCCUUCCUAUUUUGUCAAAAAUACUGAGCCACCUUCAACAGUUUCGAUUGGAAAAAUAAGUUUCAAAACCGAUUUGUCUGGUUGUAAACCUAUAGAACCUUUAAAAAAUCCAUCUGCUUUAGAAAACGCACCUCCAACCCCUAAAUCACAUACGGGCGAAACGGCUGAGGACAUCGCCACUAUUCGGGUCACCUUGAAAGAAUUGGCAACAUCACUAUCAAAAGUUGUUAAUAAAAUGAACAUCAUGGCCCACUCACUUAAAACCCUAACAGUGAAUCUUGGUGAAAUCGACACAUUAGUGCAUCAACACUUUAACCCCCCAGAGACCCCUGAAGACGAAGAUGAUGCUUGGCUAAUAGUUGAAAGCUCUAACCAAGUUACUAUUAGAAUUACGUUUUAUUUGGGUUACAUUUAGAAGCAGUACAAGUACAAUAGCAGACAGAGUUUUGGUUAAAGAUUCGCAGACAUACAUCAAUAAAAUAUAAUAACAGGCAUACGUAUAAAAAGCUCAUUGAUUCAAUUAAAAUGUCUUUUAAUAAUACAGGCUUCACAUAUGACACCGUUAUUACACCAGUUUACUAAAAAGGGAAUGUGAUGCCAUGAUGCAGAAUACUUACCACUUUAUUUUAUUCGGAAAAUA
This is a messenger RNA of Agrilus planipennis (emerald ash borer), 1098 nucleotides long. RefSeq lists its product as uncharacterized. The record is from RefSeq and is a predicted model, not a curated record. Lineage: Eukaryota; Metazoa; Arthropoda; Insecta; Coleoptera; Buprestidae. The transcript is spliced from 2 exons. The coding region runs from base 61 to 873 and encodes 270 amino acids.